AUGGCUAUAAAAGAGUCGGUGACUCUGGUGCAUCUCAGCAUCACCUGCACUCUCAUCCCGAAGAAGCAGGAGAAGGACACUGGCUUAGGACGCUACUGGGUAAGCCUGGAGGUCAUGACCUAUGGGGAAGAGGCAUUGGAUGAAAAUAGCUUUCUUUUGGUUGAAAAAUGUUUAAUUUUACACAAACAAAGAUUACAAAGUGUAUUUAUUUAUGCUUAUUCUUUCUCAGAUAAAGACCUCCAUGAUGAAGAAAGCAGAAGAGGUGAUGGGGAGGAACAAGAAGGUUCUGGGAGGCAGUUGGAAAGGGUGAUUCGAUCGCCCCGCAGUACUGAAUCUCCAUGUGCUCUGCACUCCAUCCUGCUGCAAGUGCGAGACCUCGGACUGGGCUACGAUUCUGAUGAGACGGUGCUGUUUAAGUACUGCAGCGGGACCUGCCCUCGCCUUGCCUCGAACCAUGACCUCACGCUCACUAACCUCCUACAGAGCGGCGUCCUUCAAUACACCGGCCAAUGGCACCAUCAGCCUUGUUGUCGCCCCACACACCACGAAGACAUAGCCUUUCUGGACAACCACCAUCGCUGGCACAAAGUGGAGAAACUGGCCGCCGGUGGUUGUGUCUGUAUGGGGUAAAGAUGAGGAUGGACAGCCAAAAUCUUGUCCUGUUGGUUUAGAGACUGUACUACAAAGUGCCUUGAAUUUAAAUAAAAGGCUGUUAAAGGUACAUUAUUUCAGGAAGAAUAAUAUGUAUGUAUGGAGACGUACCAAGUUGUAUAUGUUGCUAUCUCCUGA
Danio rerio (zebrafish) is the source of this 789-nucleotide messenger RNA. The record is from RefSeq and is a predicted model, not a curated record. Lineage: Eukaryota; Metazoa; Chordata; Actinopteri; Cypriniformes; Danionidae.